GAUGGUACUUUAUAAAAUUUCAAGAAUUAUCACACUUUGAGAACAUGAUAAUGAAGUGGAGAAUUUUAUUGUGUCUUUGGUUUUUGAGUUCAUUGGAUUCAAUGGGAAUUGAAAAAAAUCAGGAAUACCAUUUUGAUGAUGAUGACUUCGAUACGAGACACUUAUACGGAUUCCAUGGCGGGAGAAAAUCACAAGAUGAUGUUGUGCAACGCAUAUUUUUCAACGUUAAAACGGAUGUUUGGUAUCUGAAAAGACAAAUGAAAAAAUUGAAUCAUCAAUCAGAUAUCAUAAUAUCAAAUAUAUCUCGAUUAAUGACAAGUCACGAUGCUGUUGAUGAUGUUAAAAAUUCGUUAUACGAACUAACAACAAAUAUAAGCCAAUUUUACAACAGUAUGAAGAAAAAUUAUAAUGGAAUAAAGAAUAAUUACUAUAUUUUAUCAUCAAAUGUAAGCGAUGUAUCCCAACGAUUUGAUAUUGUCGAAUCAUUAUGGCCUGGGAUAUUGAUGCAAGUAAAUUCAACAAUUGAACGAAUAAGUGAUUUGGCUGACAGCCAUAAUGAAUUGAAGCAAUUAUCGCGUCAACAAGGACAUUUGAUUACUUCUGGGAUCGGAAGAUUAGAACAAAAACUUGAUGUGUCAUUAGCGGCUCAUAACAUGGAAGUAUCCAGACUUCGUAAUGAUAUUGUCAGUUAUGUACUUAACGUUCAAGAUCAAGUCAUGGAGGUACAAAGAGCAGUCGAAAAAAUUUUUCAAUGUAGUUGUUUAGCUCCUGGUUCAACGAGAUCACCACCUGGACCCAGUUCAACUCCAUUCAAUGGACAAUAUACUGUAACAUCUCCACCUUAUAAACCAACUCUAAGACCCUCGACUCAACCACCAACUUAUGCACCACCACCUAAUGGGCAGCCACCGUAUGGACCACCUAACGGGCGGCCACCUAAUGGAUGGCCACCUAACGGACAGCCACCUAACGGACAGCCACCUAACGGACAGCCACCUAACGGACAGCCACCUAGCGGACAGCCACCUAGCGGACGACCACCUAACGGACAGCCACCUUAUGGACAACCUCCUAAUGGUCAGCCACCUAACGGACAACCUCCUAAUGGACAGCCGCCAACUUAUGAAAUAACAACAACAUACAGACCACUAUAUUCACCGUCGACUUCAACAACAUCAAGGGUAUAUGAAGAGACCACAUCAUAUUACUCAACAAGUGAUAGAACAACAACAACUCAUAAGCCGAUGCUUAUGCAGCCUCCGAUACAACUUGGCUUUGAUGGCCCGUUUAAAGAUAUGUGUGUUUGUAUUUGUUCGUGUCCUUGUAACUGUCCUACAUUUUCGGCUAUGCUAUUCCCUAAGCAGUAUACUAGGGAGCUGAGUGCAUGGAUAAAUUAUUAUUAUAAGUCAUAUGGGGUAGCACAAUCGGCUUCAAGUUGCAGCUGUCUUUGUGCAUGUCCUUGUGAUGGAAGUGAUAUAUCGACAUCAGGUCCAUCAAGGACGGAGCUAAUAGAUACUACAACACCUUUUAAUAUACCAGAAACUACUCAAAGUUUUACAACAUUAUUCACAACAGAACAUUUUGAUAUUGAUAUUGAUAUCGGAAACGGAGUCGGAGGUUGGCCUGAUAAUAGUCAACCUCCUCUUUCUACUACUCUUCCUCCUCCAGAUGAAACGGACCAAUUUGUACAAUGUGUAUUAGGCUUAUGUUCCAAAGGUCAAAGAAUCGAACAAGAAAUAGAAACAUUCAAAAAGGUGAUGUUAGAAACAAUGGAAGGCAAUAAAGUCGCUUUAAUAAGUCAUCUUAAUGCAAGAACUGAUGAUUUAAGACACUUUCUUACUGACAUACAUAGUUCAACCUAUAAUCUUAAUUAUGAUAAUAAAAAUACAACGAUACUGAUGCAUAUAGAAAUGAGAAAAAAAUUCGAUGAAAUGCAUUAUUUGAUAAAAGUCGUUUCUGACAUACUAGUCAAACUUAAUCAUGAAAUUGAUAUUAUACAGUCGAAAAUAUCUUCAAAUAAACCGAAUCUUGGCAACAAUAAACCUUCAAACGGGGACAAUUAUCAGUCAAAUUACGAUCCACAUGAUUUCAAUAAUCCAAACAACUGGCCACACAGUCGUUUGUUGCCGGAUAUUAAUAUGGUUAACAGUAAUAAAAGCAAAACGAAAUCAUUUUAUGAAUUGCGAAAAAACAUUAGUAACAUAACUCAACAAGAUAAUCCGAGUAAAAAUAAUUCAACUGUUGGAUUAAAGUCAGAUAAAAAGAUGAUGAUUUAUAGAUGAAAGUUGAAUAAAUCAUUUUUAGUCCUAAAAAUGUAAUACUAUUUCUCAUGUAUCUUAAUUUUAAAACAACUCAACUGAUUUUCGAUCAUUUUCAAAGAGCUAUCAAUCUCUUGUAAUUUUUUUUUUUUAUUAUAUUCGUGUAUUUUUGUGCAUUCAUUUUACAACAUUUGAUUAAUACUUUAUCAAGCAUUUUAUCGGUAGAUACAAAUUUUGGCUUUAAUUAUGGUUGUUAAGCAAAACAAGUUAGCAACUUAAUAAUAUAAUGUGAUUAUAUGUAAUAAAUAUUUAUGAAAUUUCUCGAUUAAUAUUUAAUCUUGGCUGAUGUUCUUGGUCACUAAUAAAUCUUUUAUAAGAUA
Cotesia glomerata is the source of this 2638-nucleotide messenger RNA. RefSeq lists its product as uncharacterized. The transcript is spliced from 4 exons. The coding region runs from base 45 to 2282 and encodes 745 amino acids. NCBI's taxonomy places the organism in Eukaryota, Metazoa, Arthropoda, Insecta, Hymenoptera, Braconidae. The record is from RefSeq and is a predicted model, not a curated record.